Molecule: messenger RNA, 1083 nt
Organism: Suncus etruscus (white-toothed pygmy shrew)
Lineage: Eukaryota; Metazoa; Chordata; Mammalia; Eulipotyphla; Soricidae
Gene: CA4
Product: carbonic anhydrase 4
Cellular component (GO): plasma membrane
Molecular function (GO): zinc ion binding; carbonate dehydratase activity
Source: RefSeq, a predicted model, not a curated record
GAGUUCGACCCCCGGCUCGGCGGCGUCUGCGUCUCGGCUCCGGCGCACGAUGCGGCUCCUGCUGGCGCUCCUGGUCCUCGCCGUCGCCCGGCCCUGGGCCCGCGCUGCAGACGAACACUGGUGCUACGAGAUUCAAAAGAAAACUGAACCCAACUGCUUGGGGCCUAAAGAAUGGAAAUGGGAUUGCCAGAAGAAGCGCCAGUCCCCUAUCAACAUCAUCGCCUCCAAUGCGGAGGUGAAGAAAGAUCUGGGGUUAUUCUCUUUCUCCUCUUAUGAGAAGAAGAAGAAGUGGAAUGUCACCAACAACGGGCACACAGUAUUGAUUGACCUGAAUAAGGAGGCCAAGAUCGAGGGUGGAGGACUGAACACUGAGUACCAGGCCACGCAGCUACACUUCCACUGGUCCCGAAAUCUGACCGGAGGCUCUGAGCACAGCAUAAAUGGGGAGCACACAGCCAUGGAGAUGCACAUAGUCCACCAGAAAAAGCAGCUGACCUCCAAGAGCCAGAGAGCCUCAGAGAAUACCUCAGAGGACAUUGCUGUGCUGGCCUUCCUGGUGAAGGUUGGAUCCCAGAAUGAUAACUUCCAGCCCCUGGUGGAUAUUUUGCCUACUAUCUCCAAACCCAACACCAGCACUGCCAUGAAUGAGCCUGUCAGCCUGUUCGACCUGAUCCCCGAAAAGGAGAAGCUGAAGGACUAUUUCCGCUACUUGGGCUCUCUUACUACCCCAGAGUGCAGUGAGACAGUCGUCUGGACCGUGUUCCAGGAGCCCAUUUAUCUUGGCAAGGAUCAGGUAUUGCCCUUCUCUGAGAAGCUGUUCUACGACAAGUCCAGAAAGAAAAACAUGACUGACAACGUCCGGCCCCCCAUGCAGUCCCUGGAAGGGCGCUCCGUGUACAAGUCCUACAGUUCGGCAGCUCCAGAGCGGCUGCUGCCCUUGGCCUUGACCACUCUGCUGGUGCCUGCUCUCGCCUACCUGACUGCUGGCUCCCUCUGACAAGGAAGCCAUCUGACAGGGGAGCUUUGAAGGGAUCCCUUUUAGAUGCUUCAUUCACCCCCCCAAGCCCUCAGAGACUUGGGCCU